Molecule: messenger RNA, 11713 nt
Organism: Talpa occidentalis (Iberian mole)
Lineage: Eukaryota; Metazoa; Chordata; Mammalia; Eulipotyphla; Talpidae
Gene: CUNH1orf167
Product: chromosome unknown C1orf167 homolog
Source: RefSeq, a predicted model, not a curated record
CCGCUGUGGUGCGGACCACGGAGCUGCUGCCCUGGCCUUGCCCCGGAGCUCAUGGAGCUGAGACCAGCCGCCAGCCACAAGGAGAAUGUACCCCCCAGACCUGCGACCCCCCUGCGGCCAGAGCAAUGGAGACUCCCGAAGAGCCUUGGUGUGGGCCUGGGCAGUGGGCAGGGCCAGUGGGUGCCCACGUGCCAGAGGGGCGGGCCUGGCGUCACCCCCUCCCCAGGGGCGGUGCUGGGCCCAGAGCCCUGGCAAGUCCAGACCAACCUGGCCAGCCCCUGGCCCCGCCCUGGCCUUGCCCUGAAGGACUCGACAGGCCUGCUGACCAACUCUGGCUCCCGACAGCAGAGCAACAUGCAGCCACGGGUCAGGAGGCCCCAGGGCGGAGCCCUUGAGUCUGCUGUGCAGCAGAGUAACCUGAGCGUGAGGGAGGCUGGUUUGGGUGUGUGUGGGAGUCCCAGUGGCCCCCGCCUCUGGUCAGAUCCUCAGGAAAGGGGGCCCUGCCUGGGGCUCUGGGAAAGCCCCUUACCCCAAGGGUCACUGACCUGCCCGCCCUCCACCCUGGGGCUGGCCCAGCUGCUGACCACAGACACUCCCUGCCUGGGCUUCAGGCCUGCUGCAGGCUUUGCCUCUCUUGAUGGACACACACAGCUGAACCCCAGAUCCUGGUGUGGCCUGGGGAGCCGGACCUGCAGGCUCCUGGUGGAACCUCUCACCCUGGAGGACCUGGCUGUCCAUGCCCCGAGCCAGGCUCCAGCCCCAUCCCAAGCUGCUGUCCACCGGCUGCUGGUCUCUGUUCGAUGCCUGGAGCUAGAGGUGGCCCGUCUCCGGCACCGGGAGUCCCAGGAGCCCCCAGACUCUGCAAAACAGGGCCCCUGGGCCAGCGAUGGCCGAGCACUCCCUGCCAGCCACCGGCCCUGCCAGCUGGCUCUUGCUUCCCGGGAUGAGAAGAAGUACCUUCGAGGUCUCAGGGAAACUGGGGGUUUCCCAGAGACGCAAGGGGUCCAGGCUGGUCGCUGGGAUUCCAAGGCAAGCGGCAAGCCCACAUCACCCGAGACCACUUUGGAGCUGCUGACUGGAGGUUCCCUUGACCCCGAGCAGGGGGUCCUUCCCACCCAACCCCUAAGGCGAGGAGAGAGCCACUCUCCAGGGCCACCAUAUGCUGGGGGGCAGAGGAGGGAGCGCCGGCACCCUGUAGGGGUGAGCAGCAGGGAGGCCAGACUCUGCUCUUCAGCCUCCUGCAGCAUGGCCUUGCCUGGGCCUGAGGGAGGGGAGGGCGCUCGGGGCCUGCAGAUCAGCACGGAGGAAGAGAGGACAGCUUCCUGCCUGCCAGACGCCGCUGCAGCAAGGAGUGACCCGCAGGACCGAGCCCAACACUCCGGGAGCCUGGAGGCCAAGGCAGCUGGACUGAAGCCUGAGAGCUGCCCUGCACUCUUGGCAGUCAAAAGGGGCAUUCUGCCCAAGGGCCUUUGUGUCUGGGAUUUCCAGGGUGCACCAGAAGAAGAGGGGAGGUCUAAGCUGGUCUUCUCACUGCUGCAGGGCCCUCACCCUGCGAUGCUGGAAAGGCACCAGGGAUGGUGCCCUGGCCCCUGGGGCCCUGCUCCCUGGGGCCCUGAUCAGCUCUGGUCUGUCCCCAGCCGGCAGCUUCUGUCCAGAUGUUUCAGAGCCUGGUGGUGCUUGGUUCAGAAGCAACAGGCAGUGGGAGCUGCAUUGGUGCUGAGCCAGCAGCAGCGGUUGCACAGGGGCCUGCGGGCGCUGCGUUGGGCCCUGAGGCUCCGGGAGGCCCAACUGGAGGCAGCGUGGACACGACACACACGGACCCUGCUGGCCUGGAGCUUCCAAAAGUGGAGGAACAUGACUCUGCAGCAGAAACAAGGGCAGACCCACAUCCAGGCCGGUCUCUCGCCCUCGGGGCCAGGCCAGGGCCAAGGGUCCCCAGGAAGGAAGCCGGCGGUGGACCUCGCCCAGAGAGGCAGCACAGGGAGCCUGAGGGAGGAAGCAGGUGCUCGGAGGCUCCCGUUGCAUCUUCGGCCGAGACCAGGUGGAGGAGCCAGGAGAUCCCAAACCCUGCAGGCCCUGCAGCAGCUGGCUGUCUUCCUCCUGUGGUGCCAUCAGAAGGAGCGGGCCAGACCGGAGCAGAGGGGUCAGGGAGAGUCUUCCUGGGCCACCCGGAGGACUCAGAGUCUGGGAAGGCCCCCCCAGGCCAGGCGCCCUCCUGCUGCAGACGUGGCCUGGGUGGCCCCCCUGGCUACCUGGUCCCAGAGAGCCUGGAUGUGCAGGUGCUUCAGGGCCUGGCAGCGGUUCCUGCAGAGGGGCAUCCGGUAUCGGCACCACCUGGCUGCCUGCUGCACAGGGGCCCUGAGGAUGAGCCUGCAGCAGUGGGUGAAGAUGAAGCAGCUCCGGGCCUCGGACGGGGCAAAGGUGACCCAGCUGUCGCUCUGCCGACAGAAGGCAGGGAACACAGUCCUCCGCAGCUCCAUCCUGGGAGCGGCCACAGCCUAUGGCCCAGGGACAAGGGCCCAGGCGCGGGGGCUGCCCCAGCAGCCAGGUGGGGGCUCGCUGCAGGAAGCCUGCCAGAGGCUGGCCCUCCACCGGGCGCUGCUGCUCUGGAAGACUCGGCUCUCCCAGCGCCAGCAGAAACUCACCUGUCUUUUCCAAUCCCAGCCGUGGGUGAAACCGGGGCCCAGAAACUCACCUGUCUUUUCCUGUAGCUCCUUCUUCCAGGGCUUGUGGCGACGGACGCUGCGGGGCAUCCUCAGGGGCUGGCACUUGAGGGUGUGGGGUCUGGGCACAGUGCCAGGCAGCGCCGGGACCACCUCGGCCCUGGAGUCCCUGGGCAGCUGCAGCACAUCCCAAAGCUCCCUGGAAAAGGCUUCCAGGGCCCCUGCUCUCCUGGACACCCUCCGGGUGAACUUUCUGCAGGCAGCCCGGAGGCGACAGCAGGGACAGUGCCUUCUGCUCUGGCAGGCGAGGGCCCAGCAGUCCCGGGGUGCAGCGAGGUGGCACCAGCACAGCCUCCAGAGGCGCAUCAUCCUCGGCUGGAGCCACUGGGCAAUGACCCACAGGGCCCGGAGAGAGCUGGCCGCUCGCCUGGCAUGGGGCAGGAGCUACAGGGCCGUGUUGGGCGUGUGGCGGCUGCGGCUGACUCAGAGGCGAGAGCUGGAGCAGUGGGCCUGGGUGCGAGGCCGGAGACUGGCGCGAGAUGCCCUGGGCCGCUGGCGUGCCUGUUGGCAGAGGCAGCAGUUUCUGCAUGACAAGUACCAGAGAUGGGUGCAAGGCCACCUCCAGGGCUGGCGGAGGGCCCUGUUCUGGGGCUGGCGGCAGGCGGCGGCUCGAAGGAGACACACGGUGGCCAGGCCGGAGCCGCUUCUGAUGCAGAGCUGUUUGCAGGCCUGGUGUGGGCUUGUGAGAGACAGAGGGGUGCUUGGGGCCAGGUGUGGCACCUUCCGGGAUGGUUUGAGGACAAGGGCCCCUGGGGCCACUUCUGCCACGUGGAAGGGCACCCGAGUGGCUGCUGCAGCCGGAGCACUGGAGCAGCGUGUGGCCCAGGCCUCCGUGGCUCGCUGGAGGAGCCAUGUGCAAGGGCGCCAGGCCGAGAGGCAGCUGCGCAGGGCCCAGGCCCAGCAGGCCUUUGUUGCAUGGCGAGUGGCCUUGGGCCAGCGCCGUGAGGCCCACCAGAGGGCAGAAGAGCAAGCUCAGGCCCAGGCCAGGAUGGCUCUGUGCUGGACGCUGUGGGUGCGUGAGGCUUGCCAGUGCCGGCUGAGCCGAGCCCACGCUGCCCGGAGGCUGAGCGCCAGGGUCCUAGAGGCCUGGGCUCAGUCAGCAGCCCGGGGUGGCGUCCUGCGUGCUACCCUCACCCAGUUCCAGCAGGCUGGGCCCAAGCGCCUCCUGCGGACUCACUGGGCCCAGUGGCAGACCGUGCUGCUCAUGUUGCGGCUGGAACGUGGGGCUGAGGCCCAGGAGGUCAGCACUGCCCACCCCAGGCCCUGGUCCAGGCAGGCCAGCAGAGAGCACCAACUGGCUCUGAUGGACACCCCAGCCCUGUGGAAGCAGCCUCACCCGGCAGCCCCACCCACUCGGCCCACAGCCCCUUCCAGAGAAGCUGGGAGCUGGAGGCAGACCACACCCAACAGGCAACAGGAAGGGGGGCUUCAGCAAGGGACUUCCCUGGACAGCUCCAGGCUGUACCUGGCACAGAUCCACAGCUGCAGGCCCCCAGCCCCAGAACCCCUACUGCCUGGCCCAGCCCAGCACCACAGCCUCUGUGGACAGAGGGAGUGGAGAGAAACAUCCUGGGAACAGAGUAAAGAGACCCUGCCGCGGACCAAUGUCUCAAGUGCAGGGGCUAGGUGGUUGCCAGCCAGCUCAGGCCUGGAAAUCAGCUUCAAGUUCUUUUGUAUUUUGCUUACCCCACCCAUUUCCUUUUUGAACGUCAGCCAUUUUGAGAAUGCAGCGACAUUUUCUCCUGCCCCACCAGUACUUCUCUUUGGGCAGCUGUUCAGGACUUCUGGGAGCUGGGGUGGGGUGGGGUGGGGGGGUGUCACAGUGCUUUUGUUGUCUGCCCCUUGCCCAGCGUCUAGCGAGGGCAUGGCGGUGCUGGGCAGAUGCUCAGGGGACGGAGCAGCUGGCUCAGAUGCUGCUCAGGCAGUGGCAGCUGGGGUGGGCCUGGAGAACAUGGCGGCGGCGGGUCCUGCAGCUGCAGGUGGCUCAGCGAUUCAGCAACAAGAGGACGACUGGCUCCUUUCCCAGGCCUUUGGGAAGUGGCGCCAGAGCCUGGCAGCCAGGAGUCCAGGGAAAGGAGCCGCCAGCAGCGGCUGUUGCUAUGACUUGUUUCCCUGAAAAAGCAGCGGAUGGAAGCUGGCCUCCCUGGAAAGGCACUGUCACCCCUGUCCCUGAGCCCAACCAUCGGGACGGGCAUGCUGUUAGCCACAGGGUGCUCACUCCAUAGCCUGCGGUCCAGGCAGCUGCCCUCAGAGCACUGAAGGACAAUAAAAUGCCUGUCUUAGUUCUAGCUGCUUCUCUUGCUGUCUCUGUUAAAGGCUGACCCUUGGCCUUAGCCAAGGAAGGAACAGGACAGGCCACCCCUCUGUCAUCUGCCAGGCCGCUCCCUGGACCUCCACCCUUUCCGCUGAGCCUGCAAAGACCAGCAGGCAGGACAGGAGAGGGUGUGCAGCUGUGUGCAGCUGCCUGUCCCCGCCCUGGGCAACAGGACUUGACUCCUGGGGAGCAGUGCCAGGCAGACAGCUUUGGAGUGGGGGUGAGCAGAGGGGAGACAGCAGCUAGCACCUGCGAAAGAAGCCAGGGAGAAACAAACCUGCUUGGGUGAAUCUCAUUUUCGCCCUUGCUGGUAAUGGCAGGGUGUCCCCGUGGCCCAGGGAACGGGGGGCAGCCAGGCUCCCCGUGCACGAGGAGAGACGCCUUUAAACCCGCAAGAGGCACUAUCUCUCGAGUCACAGGAACAUAGAAACCGUUGUUUCAGAAAGCAGCACUGUAGAGAGAUGAAAACUCAGCUGAGUUCCCAGGUAGCGCCGGUUAAGUUCCAGCCCAAGGCCCAUCCAGGAGCCUGGUGCCAAGGCCGGCAGGGUAGGUGGACUGGGCACUGGUCUGCCCCUUCUAUCAAGUAGGUCAUGCCUGGUAGCGUGUCCCAGAGGCCGAGGGGGCACAGCCUCCUUUUGCUGUCUCUCUUCCGCAAGGCCUCAGUGCCUGCGGUCCGUGCUCCCUGCCUGUACUCAGACCCAACAAUAAGGUCACCGGCCGUUCCAGGCGGGCUCCUAGGGGCUGUCCUAGGAGCUCAGUCAGCAUGAACCGGUCUCCUCCCCUUCUCGGGGAGGAGGGAGUUCUGCCCACUCCAUCCUCUGCGGGAUGGAGGGUCCCACAAAAGAGACUCUCAGCAGUACAGAGGGCACCAGGCUCCUCUGUGGGCCGACUUGGGUCUGGCCGGAGCCCAGAAGCCUCACAGUUGUCUAGCUGCCAUCGUCCUCUGGGGGUGGAGGCCCGGGCUCAGGGAAGAGGGAAGGAGAAUGGGGGUCCCCAGAGAACCGGGCCUGGCGAGGAGGAAGGUGGGACACAGCGGCUUCCGGGUAAGGACGUCAGGGUGCAGCCUCUGUCUCCUGCUCGCCCGGGGAGGACUGCUUGAGCAGCUCAAAUGUGUCUUCUACCACCUGCCACAGGCAGUUGUCCAGCGGAAACUCAUUGUCCACCAGGUUGACCAGGAAGUAGUUGUCAUGGAUGUGCUGGAUGAUCAUGCGGGACGGGGACUCCUCCUUGUACAGCUUGCCCCACUGCUCGAUCCACAGGGCGAAGGCCUCAUCCUGCACACGUGUGGGCACAUGUGCACACACACACAGACAGAGGCAGGGUUAACAGGGCUGUCCUCGGGGCAGGGCCCAUGUUCAGGGCUCCAAGGGCCUCUGUCACUGCCCCAUGGGAUAUUUCCAGGAAUAGAACAAGGCCACUGCCAGUGCCAACUUCUACCCCACCCCCAGCCCAGAAAUAAACAUGGUGAGUCACAGUCAGGCAUAGCCAGGAAGGCUGAGGCCUAGGACCCAGCAGUGCUGCCUGGCCAGGGUCCUUCAGGUGAGCAGGGCAAGCCAUACCUUCCAGAACAUGAAGCUGACAGGAUCCACCACGGUGGGCUGGAUGAUCUCCCGUCCAGGGAAGAUGCCCCAGGUGACAGCAUUGGGCUGCAGCUCAGGGGCAUUGGUGAUGUUUUCGCCCUGAGGGGAUGGGUAGGGUAAGAGCAGACUGGUUAAGACCACCUCUCCUUGCCUGGAGUUCUCCACCUGCUCCCCCAGCUCUGCAGCCUCUGCUGAAUCCCAGGGGGGCCGUCCUGGGCCUUGCCUGCCCCUUUUGCCCCCUCCUAGCUGUGCUCCAGCGUGGAGACACUGGUGCUUCCACUCCAGUGUCUGCCCCACAGUCUAGCUCAGCGGGCCUCGCUAGGCUGCUGGGGCUGCCACAGGAGCCUCUGACUCUGGUCUCCCCACCCCCACUGUCCACAGAGCAGUCCCUGUGACCUGCUGAAAACAUGGGGUCAAGUCACUCCACCAUUGGGGAUGGCUCCUCGCUGCCAUAAGAAAAAUGCAAAUUCUUGGCAGGGCAGUGGAGACCCUGAGGACUCCAUCAGCAGAGUCCUGAGGCCAGGCCUGCCCCCUGCCCUCUCCCCAGAUGCUCUUCACCUCGUCCUUGAAGAUUCAGGCCACACACAACGCUUCCACCCACCCUUCCCUGACCUCCCAGGUUAUCUGUCCCGCUCCUGGAGUCCCAGCAUCCUGCUCUAAGCCGGCUCGUGGUCACCUGCUGAGUGGUCUCCCCUUCCAGGCGGGGAGGUCUGAGCCAGGGGCUCUGGGUCUGCCUCAAGCCUGCCUGGCUGAGCGCAGCGGGGGGUUCUCCCCCGGACCCCCUUUCUGGAUGCAGGAGCCGCCCACCUUCACAUCCACUAUGUGGUAAUUCACCCGGAGCUCGUACUUCUUCAGCACCUGCAGCAGCGCUUCCACGGUCUUGCGGGAAGUGAAGAACUCCAGGUAGGCCUGUGGGGGAGACAGGCACCCAUCACGGCAGUGAUCCCAAGUCCUUGCCAGAUGCCCUCUCUGUGCUGCCACCCACGUAUAUGCCAGCACCACCAGUCAGGCGCCUGCCCUGUGGCCCAUGCGCCAGGUGCCAAGGCGUAGGGACCAGGGGCACCUCCAGAUGGAUCCUGAACCAUGGAGCUGGUUCCUCAGUCUGGCAGGGCUGAGGCUGCACAGGCCUGAGGGCAUCUCCACCCUCUUCAAUGGGCCAGGGAGGGCUCCAUGGAGAAGGCCUCACAGCAGCUGCAGAGAAGGCCCAGUCUAGAGCCGCGGCGCAGGUGAGAGGCACAUAUCCCUCCCCUCCCCACACGCUGGACAGUUGGGGUAGGGGGCUUCUCAAGCACCAACCUUCUCUUUGGGAUUAAGCUGGGUUGAUUUUGGUUUAUUUGCUAUAACACUAUCAUUCCCAUUUUAUAGAUGAGGGGACUAAGCUGAGCGAAGGUGGGCACCUGGGCAGCACUGAUGGUGAAGAGACAGCUGGUGCUCAGACCAGGCCUUUCCAGCCCAGAGCCCAUGGACAUGAGAUUGAACGUCACUCUGCCCCCAGGGUCCCCGGAGGAGGUGUCUGACGGCACGGUGUGAUCACAGCUCCAUUCAGUGUGAGACCAGCCCGCCCAGCUCUGUCUGACCUCAAGUGUGAGCUCCUGCCCACUUGGGUCCACUGAGGCUCAGAAUACAGAGUCCCUGGGGAGGAAGGCGCCUUAGUCUGCAUCUCCCUGGGCACUGUGUGGCCCUACUGCACCUUCUGGAAGACGUAGCCCCCGCUGGGGCCCCAGCCCACCACAGGGUCAGAGGACGGCUUCCCGUUGAUGCUGGGCUGCGAGUUGAUGGUGAGGAUGCCCUGCCGGUUGACCCGCAGCAGCUGCUCCUUCAGCAGGCUGGUCUCGGCUGCCAAGGGCUCGUCAUUCCAGGGCAGGCAGGUCACCUGGGAGAGAAGGUGAGCUGGGCUGGGGCUGCGGCCCUCCCUCUCGGCUGAUCUCUGCCUCCAGAAGCCUCCAAAAGUCCCAGGUGGGGACUUCCCAACCUCCCCCUUUGGGAGGGGGCGUGUUCAGACACAGACAGGUGAAGCUGGGGAAGUCACAGCCCUGAAGUCUGGGCCACAGAGAGGCAGAGUGGGGUGUCACCAGGGGUCCCCCCACAGCACUCACCUUGUAGCCAUUCGGGUUUGGCUCUCCCGAGAGGUAGUGUGCGAAGACUUCAAAGACGCUUUCUUCACUAGUCAGCUCCUCCCCCCACAUCUUGAGCAGCUCUUCCCUGGGGGACUUGCUCUUCAGGUAGAAGAGGUAGUAGUCCUUCAGCUCCCCAAAGGCUGGGGAGGACGAAUUGCCCCUGGUGGAGGAGGUGCCCACAGUUCAGGACCCACUUCUGACCUUGGGCUCCAGAAGCAGGACAAUUGUCCCCAAUGCCCAGGGUCGUGGGGGGUCACCCUGUGCAUCUUCUGCCUCGUCCUCCAGGGGCUCAACAUGCAACUUCCUGCCUCCCUCCUCCCGAGAAACAGGAUUCAUUUGCCAGGGGAUGACUACAGGUGCUCACCAGCGGCCAUUGGGGAAUUCAUCCCACUCCUGGGUGCGGUAAAUGUAGCUCUUUGGUCUGGAAGCCCAGAAGAUGGGGCGGACAUCUUCCUCCCGGCGCUUGGGGUGGGCACUGACAGCCCAAGGCAGGGGCCGCCUGGGUGAGAGGGAGAAGAGGCAGCGCUGAGCUGUGUUCUGCAGACUGAAACCCAAGGGUACCGCUGGCCAUGUCACAGACAGCCCUCGGCCCCGGGGGCCAGCACAGCUUGGCAUGUUCAGUCUAUGACUCCGACUCUGCUCUGUGGCUCCCGGGUGCGGCCUCACCUGGGGUCCUCAUUCCACAGGCCCAGGCGCUUCAGUACCUCGGUGGUGGCCACCUCACGGUUGAGGGUGUAGAAGUGGAGGCCAGGCACCAAGCCACUCGCCAGGAGCUCCUGGCACAGGCUCACGGCCAGCUCGAUGCCAUAGUUGCGGAUGGCAGCGUCAUUGUCUUUGAUGGGCUCGAUCACGUCCUUGAUCUGCUGCGGCACCUCCAGCUUGGACAGCUUCACGAGCUGCCGGAGGGAGUGGUAGCUCUGUGCGAGACACGAGGGGUGUGGGUGCACCUCCCCACCCGCCUCGCUCCCUGAAGCCGAUCCCCUGCACCUCCCCACUAGACCAGGAAGGGCUGCCGAAGAUUCUGAAUUCCGGCCACCUGGCUCGGAAACCACUGCUUGCGCCGGCUCCUUCCCCGCUCCUGGGGUACAGCAGCUGUGCUUCCCCGCCAUCAGUCUGAGCCAGCUCUCUAGCCCCCCUCAAUGUAUUAAUUGAUAAUAGGGUGGCCAGCUAACCCAGGGGUUCCCCAGCCUCACUCAUCACCAGGAGCCCCAGCAAAACUGAGGAAGUGAUAAACAAGUUCCUAGGCCCCUGCUCCAUCAGAACUUCUCAGGAUGGGAUCUAGAAAAGGAUCUUUUAGAAAAACGUUAUCAAGUGAUUCUGAUAAAACUCAUGUUGGGAAAUACCAAUCUGACGAAAAUUUAUGAGGAUUCUAAUUCCCUUUAGUGACACUUGCCAGCGAGCCAAAGUACAAGCCCCUCCAACAGACAGUUGCUAUUUUGGGGGGAAGGGAGGAUGAGCAGUCACUAAAAUGGGUGGCAGGACACGAUGUCUGUAUCUGUCUGGUGGGAAAUCUAAGAAGCAUCAAAGAAGAGCUUGACCUUGAACUUGGCGCUUCACCCCAAGGGCUAGCCAGUGCGAGUUGGAGACAGAGGGAGUCCACCAGCCCUCCUGGAACCCUCACCUGGAUGGGAAAGAUUCCGGGGAGGAUGGGGCAGGUAAUGCCUAUCUUGGUGCAGGCCUUAACAAAGUGGAAGAAUGUGUCAGCCUCAAAGAAUAGCUGGGUGAUGAUGAAGUCAGCUCCCGCAGACACCUUCUCCUUCAAGUACUUCAGGUCGACCUCAAAGCUCCCUGCGUCGGGGUGGCCUUUGGGGUAACCUGCCAAUAGGGAUGACAGUAGGGAGAGGUGGCUUCACCUGCUUAGGUGAGUGAUGAACAGGGAACACAGCGUUCUCUGCCUCAGGCUGCAGACUUGUGCCUUCCGAUAUCACAGCAUGGGCAGGCGGCAUGGUGAGAGGCGGGGCUCACACUGACACGCCCCCCCCACCCCCACCCGGGGAUGACUCUCGGUGACAGGUGGCUUACAGCCACCCUCCCAAGGGAAGGGGCGAAUUGUUCCAAAAGCCCCAGGCUGUCUUGCCUCAUGGCCCUGGCAACUAGCUGGGUAAAUCUGGCUCCCCUCUAGGUCGUGGACAAGAGAACGGGCUACGUUCUGCACUGGGCAGGCAACACUGGGCUGCUGGGCUUGACUCCAGGCACUGGACUGGGCUCAAGAGUGAAAACUUAGGAACCGUGUUACAGAAGGCAGAAUUGAAGAAAGUGGAGGUGACUGGCUUGAAGGAAAGAAUGAAGAAGAUACAGUAACCACUUCCAAUGCCAAAGGCAUGUCCCAGAGAAAGAAGAUUCCUCUUAGUCAAAAUCUGUGUUGCUUCUGCUGGCAGGACCAGAAUCAGGCCCAGGUGUGGCCUGACAACGGGACGGCAGCCCCACAAAGGAAGGAGCUCCUGGAGGUGAAAUGCUAGGCUGCUGGGAUGUCAAGUGCCUGGGCUGCCGAAGAUUCUGAACUCUGCAGCUGCCUGGGAAGCGCCUCACUUCCCUAACUGACUGAAACAGCACUUUCCUCCUGGCCUGCACAGGAAGACAGGGCGGGGGCUCUGCCAGCAGAAGGCUGCGUCUGGGCCUGAGUCCAGGGCUGGCCCCCAAGGUAGCAAGGGGGCAGGCCUGUGACCCAGGCUGUUGGGCAGCCAAGCUGCUUGGCUAUGAUAAGGGUUUCAUUCUUAAGAAACCCUUGAGUCAUCAAAAAUGGACAUAUAAACGAUUGUUUUUUGCCAGCAGGAAUUUGCAAAACAGAGGUUUUAGUAGCUCAAAGUCUGGCUGUGAAACCUCCAAGCACCCAGCCAGGCUCACAUUUGCUUUCAUUUGGGCCUUGCUCAGUUUAUUGUGUUCUCUGUCGUGGCAGCUGCUGCCUUCUAAUCCCAUAAUCCUCUUUCUCACCCACCUCGAGGCUCCUCACUUCCCUGACUGACUAAAACAGAUCCAGCA